Messenger RNA from Bombina bombina (fire-bellied toad), 1422 nucleotides. Its product is annotated as betaine--homocysteine S-methyltransferase 1. The record is from RefSeq and is a predicted model, not a curated record. NCBI's taxonomy places the organism in Eukaryota, Metazoa, Chordata, Amphibia, Anura, Bombinatoridae. The transcript has 8 exons. The coding region runs from base 115 to 1329 and encodes 404 amino acids. Gene Ontology annotation, molecular function: betaine-homocysteine S-methyltransferase activity; zinc ion binding.
CAGGGUGUGAGUUAAAUCCACCAAUCAGGAAUGAGAAAACAGUUCGAGCUUGCCACACCCUCUUCUUCAGCUGUAUAUACUCUUGGUACGCUCAGUUCCUAGUAGUCAGUUGCAAUGGCACCUAUUGGAGGAAGAGGUGAUAAAGCAAAGCGAGGCAUUCUUGAACGCCUUGAUGCUGGAGAAAUUGUAAUUGGAGAUGGAGGCUUUGUAUUUGCCCUAGAGAAGAGGGGUUAUGUUAAAGCUGGACCAUGGACCCCAGAGGCUGCAGUGGAACACCCAGAAGCAGUACGGCAGCUGCACAGAGAAUUCCUCCGAGCUGGUGCAAAUGUUAUGCAAACCUUUACUUUCUACGCUAGUGAUGAUAAGCUAGAGAACAGAGGGAACUAUGUAGCUGAGAAGAUCUCUGGUCAGAAAGUCAACGAGGCUGCAUGUGACAUUGCAAGGGAGGUGGCUAAUGAAGGUGAUGCUCUAGUUGCCGGAGGAGUGAGUCAGACACCAUCAUACCUCAGCUGUAAAAGUGAAUCGGAUGUGAAAGUUAUUUUCAAAAAGCAGUUGGAUGUCUUUAUAAAAAAAGAUGUUGACUUCCUAAUUGCUGAGUAUUUUGAACAUGUUGAGGAAGCUGUUUGGGCUGUUGAAGUACUAAAGGAGUCUGGAAAACCAGUUGCAGCAACACUUUGCAUUGGCCCAGAAGGGGAUUUGAAUGGUGUUUCACCUGGAGAUUGUGCGGUUAAGUUGGUAAAAGCUGGUGCUGCUAUUGUUGGAGUCAAUUGUCAUUUUGACCCAAUGACCUGUGUUGCAACUGUGAAGCUCAUGAAGGAAGGUUUGGGGGCCGCAAAACUGAAAGCGCAUCUAAUGACGCAGCCACUUGCCUAUCACACGCCUGACUGUGGCAAGCAAGGAUUUAUUGAUUUGCCAGAGUUUCCAUUUGCUUUGGAACCAAGAAUUGUCACCAGAUGGGACAUCCAUAAAUAUGCCAGAGCAGCCUAUGACCUUGGUGUGCGCUACAUUGGAGGCUGUUGCGGGUUUGAGCCCUACCACACUAGAGCUAUCGCAGAGGAGCUGGCUCCAGAAAGAGGUUUCUUACCUCAAGGAUCGGAGAAGCAUGGCAGCUGGGGAAGUGGCUUGGACAUGCAUACUAAGCCCUGGGUCAGAGCAAGAGCCAGACGCAACUACUGGGAGAAGCUGCCCCCAGCCUCAGGAAGACCAUAUUGUCCUUCUAUGUCAAAACCAGAUGCCUGGGGUGUGACCAAAGGGGAUGCAGAACUGAUGCAGCAAAGGGAAGCAACUACUGAACAACAACUGAAAGACCUAUUUUCAAAGCAGAACUGAGGCUGUAGUUAUACCUUCAUGAUUCCAAAUCCAUAGUAACAAUCACUUGUAACUGAUUUUUACAUUUAUGACCAUAAAGUGAUUUCUUUGGUA